AUGACAUACAUCACUUACUGGAGUGAAUGUGGCCCUGCAAAGGAUGUCAAGGCUGCAUUUGACCUUAAUGUGGAGACUCACAGACAGCGCCGGGCAGCAGGAGCCGGGUGCGCAGGAGGUGAGCCGGCGGGCGCUGAGAAGGAGCUGCUGUACCCGGUCAUCUCCGAGCCGCGUUGUCGUCUCCUCCUGCCCCGCGGAAGGCCGCCUGGGGCUGAGAUAAUGGCAUUUCCUGUGGACGUGUUGUAUGGCUACACUCAUGAAGACUUGGAGAGCUCUGCACAAGACUAUUUGUCUGAACUUCGGCGUAGGGAUCCAUGUUAUCCUGAAUUGUUCACCCUAUCAGACGACUGCCAAAUUCCUAUUAAGUUGUCAACUGUGGGCCUCGUUCCUCUUUAUGGUGAAGAGGAGACGCACAAAGUUCUUGGUUUGUUUGCGCCAGACGACUGUCUCACAGCUGUAGCCCUGUUUCUUGCUUGCAAGUGGUGGUCGAUUGAUGACAUUUUGAGAACAUCUGUUUCUUCUAGAGAGGGGCUUCAGCAGGUGAAUUCUGUGGGGGAGAGGAUAGUUCUGUAUGUUCUGAAUCGAAUUAUCUAUCGCAAAUUUGAAAUGGAGAGAAACGAGGUCCCAUUCCUUUGUCACAAAAGUGAUGAUUAUGCUAAGAUCAUGUGGAGAAAAGGAGAGGCUGUUGGGUUCUAUUCCGUUAAACCUACAGGAGCUUAUAUCAACCGGUUCUAUCCUUACGGUUACCAGCUACCGGUGCUGAACGCAAUGUUUAUAAGAAAUAAGUGUUAUGGGAAAGAACUGGGGAUAAUGAUGUUAGAAGACUACGUGGAAUCUUUUGAUGAAACCACUCUUGGUCUACAAUAUCCUCUGUCACCCCGCAUGUUCAAAGCUUGGAAGGACUAUUUAGAGAAGUACCCUGGGGAUAGUGACCCUUUUUGUGAAGUGGAAGGAGCUGGACGUUGGUACCAGAGAAAAUCCUUUGACGUUGUAUCAAGAAGGGAAGAACAUCGAAAGGGCUCUCAGAAACCAAGGGUGCGUUUCCAGACAGUGGAUAAUUUUCAGCAAUCUGCAGCAAAUGAACUAAAGAUGAAUCAAGAAACACAGCUAAGUGCUGACUCUCAAAAAGACCAAGAAUCAUUAGAUGACCAUGCAGGCACAUCUGAAGUCUCAAGUGUAGCACACAUUUCUGUUCAGGCACGAAGCAGUCUUUUAAGACGUCCCAGGAUAGGAAAAAAUAGCCAGGAAUCUGGAACUGAAAUAUCCCAAGGAGAUGACGAAAAUACUCCUCACACAUCAACAGGCAGGCUAGAACUUCCAGCUCACACAUCUAAAAGCUUUGAAGUCAUAGAGGAAGAACCUGAGGUUGAUGUUGAAAGUGAUGAGGAAAUGGUCACUGCAGAAGAGUACCUCAGUUCAUCAGAAAAUGAGCUACAUACAUCACAAUCCGAGAAGCUGAGUGAGAAGGAGGGAACUCCAUCUGAAUCUCUUAAUGGGGAGGUAGCAGAAGAAACUGCUAAGACCUUAGUUAUGGCUGAAGAGGAAACUGCAAAUGAAGUCCUAGGUGGUGAAUCAAAGUUGCAGUCUAAAAGUCAAGAAGAACCCUUAACACUGCUUGUUCCAUUAAUCCUUGAGCCUACAACAAAACCUUCAGAAGAUGCUGUGUCAAAGGAGGUUUUAAAUGCAGAUGAUUCAGAAGAACUGACUGAAGAAAGUGCAUCAGUGGAAAAGAAGGACACUGAGGAAGACAAGCAAGAAUCUGAAGAAAAAAAAUCGUCCACUGAAAAUGUAAUUGCUUUAACACCAAAGGAAGAACUCUCAAACAAUGGCCUACCAAACUCUAUUGAAAAUGAAGCAGUAGAAGAAGCUGCUUCUGAAAACGUGGCACACAAACCAGCUUCCUCGGUGGAAGAUCAAAACGAGGAAGCAGAGCAGAACUCACAGGAGGCUUCUGUUGCUUUGGGUCAGAGCUCUUUGAUAGUGGUUGAACUGGAGGGUGUUUCUUUUCAGCAGCCUUCUGGACAGGAAGGACAGAAUAACCAGACAGAAGAGCACUUGGAGGAGAAUGCUGAGAAGGCAGAGCAGUGCACGCAGACAAACCAGUACACACAGACGGGAGCUGAGCGGGCGGCUGACAGCAGCUCUGAGGAAGCAGAAAUUGAAGUACCCAUUGUGGAUCGGAGAAACUUGCGAAGGAAGGCCAAAGGCUACAAAGGUCCACCCAAGAAAAAAGGAAAGCCAGCCUAAAAUAAAUCAUUAAUUCAUCUGUUUGCACAAAGAAAAUCCCUACUUUGUUAUUUUGUGUAAAACACCAGGUUGUAACUAAACCAUAUAGGACACAGGACAUUUAAAAUAAAUACUGGGUUGGACUUCCUUUUGAGAUUCACCAUAUUUGGUCAAAGUUUCUUAAAUUUUUAACCAGUACACGUUGAUCUUCUUCAGAGUAUGAUAGUAAAUAGCCAUUCUCCUCCUUUUAUAAAGGAUACAUGCUAAAUAAAGUUGUGCUAGGAAAAGAACAGUUUGCAUAUUUCAGGUUUCAGUCUUGGAAGGAAAAAUGAAGUGUGAAAUUCUGGCUUUAUUAACGUAACUUCUGUGAGGCCAUUCAUCACAAAUUAUUUUAAAAGAAUUUAAGACAUUCUAGCGUUCUGCUUCUCUCCACAGUAGAGAACAAGAAACAUCACUCCUCUCUUCUUGUUAAUUUCCCACAGGCUUUUCCAGAUGAGGUAAAAGAAUGUCAGAUUGCAAUUCUAGGUCUCAAAAUAUACAAGUUAUAACUCUGUAGAUCAAAACAACAUAAUGUAGCAUCUGUCUUUCACUGGAGUCAAAUUGGAGAGAAUGGCCCUGCUUCUGACUCCCAAACUAGCAGAUUUCAUUUGCUAAUGACUUGAAACAUCUGAAUUACCAGUAGGAAAAUCAACACAGCAUCUACCAUAGCAUACACCUAAAAUGAAGUUCUUUAUGUGGGAAGAUUUAGAGAUGCCUACACAGUAAAACUGUAUCCCUCUGUGAAGCUAAAGUAAGAAUCUACUUUAUGCCUAUAGUUCAGGUGUACUUAUAUAGUAUUUUAGCUGUAUAAGAUGUAUUCUUACUAUUUAUUUCACCUAUUGAAGUUCAAUCCUAUUUCUAAUCCAUUUUAAAGAAGGCUUAUGUGGGAGGUGUUGUUUUUGUUGUUGUUAGACAUGUGUAUUACGUACAUUUUUGAUUCAAACUUUAGACUUCAGAGUGGAUGGGAUAACUGAGUUUCUUGGAUGGUGAGCAUAGUUGUAACUUCCUGUCAGUGUGCAGUUGCUUCUCAUGAAUCCUGUGACUGAUAAACAUUCAAGAUAUCUUACCUGAUUCAUUGUAAACACAUUCAAGGGAACCUUAAGAAUUCCUAAAACUAAUUAAACAUUUUCUAUAAGGCACAUGGGACAAACUUGUUACCAAUAGUAUGAUUUGUCUUAUAAUGCUAAAUUACUGUAAAAACAAACAGCCAAACUAAAAGAGACCCACACACAAAACAGACAUCUGUUGCAUUGCUAAGGAUGGAAUCAAGGGUUGAUGGUUUAAGAAAUGCAGAUUGUAUACAGUUUAUAGUCACCCAUGUUCAUUUGUUAAAGCAACCUUUACUUAGUACUGAUCUGUUAAGUACUUCAGUUGGUACAUGUAUUCACAGUCGCAAAUUCUGCUGUCCAUGAACAAGUGAGAGCUGCUUAUUUCCUCUAGGUGGAAUUUUUUUAUGCAUAUGUUUGUCAGUUGUAUUUCCUUGUAAGGUCAGAAAACCCUUUAUGGGAAGAUUAUUUAACUUUUGAUAUUUCUUUUCAUGGCUGACUUGGGACUAGUUUCAAUUAGUAUCUUCCUCUUAGGAUGCUUCUAUAUUGAAUGCAGGAAAAACUACAACAGAACUAUUAAAUGAGGUGAGUCUUUGUUACUGUUGGAAGCAGUCAGCUGUCUGAUCAGAUUCUACAGAGCUGUGAAAAACUGAGCUAAAAUUCACAGCUUUAGAUGGACUCUGGAGUAGCUGGCUGUGUUAGUCUGGAGUGCCUGAGGUAGUAGCCAGUGGCCAGAUUGUUAUCUACCUAUUGUGGGCAGUCCUGGUGCAAUUAACAGUUCUAAUAAGCAUUAUGGUCUUGAAACUUAGAAAUAGUUCUUAACUGUGAUCACAGCAGUACUUUGAGCUAGAAUGGAGCGUAUUUCUGUAAUAACUUCUUGGGCAUCAGUCAUCUUGCAGUAAAUACUGAGUAGCCAAAUUGAACUACUGAUUUAAAUAAUAGUUUGUAUUGUUGUGCUGAUUGUCCAAUUGGAACAGUAGUUUAAUAGCCUAUACCUUCUAUUGCAUUAAAGCAAGGCAGCUUACCUGACAACUGUAUUGACUGAAAUGUUUUACCUUGAGGAAAAAAAUGGUGUUUUAUGCCUGGACAUUUUUUCUUUGGUUGGUUCUCUGUAUGGCUUCCUACCAUUGAACUGCUAAAGAGUUUAAGGUCUUACCAUACCAGCAGCCAGUGAUUAAAACAUCAAAGUUCAAUUGUUUGUACCAAAUACUGUUACAAUAUGCCAUGGAACUGCGUAUGUAUUAUUUUUGAGCUUUAUUUAGCCAGGGAAUGGAGUUUAAAGGGUCUUUAUUUGUGACUUUCAACCUUGCACUUGAAUAGUGAAUGGUUUUGUGUUUGAAUGCAUCUCUUGUUAAAAUGUUUCUCUUGUAUUGCUUCUUAAUUUCUAACAGAACUUGCUUUGUUUCACCCAGUUCCUUUUGGUCUCUCCAUUUCAUGCAGAAUUGCUGUUUGCCAUUCUCACGUUCCAUAGCCCUUUACAUUAAAAUGCAUAUUUAUUGCAAUUUGGUUUUGUUUUAAUCAAGUCAUACUUCUUUUCCAUUUCAUUUGUGGGUGUCUGUAAUCAAACUGAUCAUGUAGAACCUAUCAACUCUACUAGGAUGAAAACAGCAAUAAAUACGCCUAAGUUUCAUCCUCUCCUCGAGUGACCAUUAAAAAAUACUAUUACCAAGGGGAUACUCUUCUAUAUUUAUUUUCAUGAAUGUGGUGUUCGAUGUUUUUUAAACUAGUGUUUAUAAAUGCUAUGAAAGAUGUGAUGCUGUUCUAGAGUACUGUACUUUGAGCUAGUGAGCGUGUUCGGAAUUUUCCUUUCUCUGUAUUGUCUUGGCUGCUUUUGAAAUUUUUUGAAACAUUAAUAAAGCUUACUUUGUGAUUUAUUUCUAA
Molecule: messenger RNA, 5192 nt
Organism: Coturnix japonica (Japanese quail)
Lineage: Eukaryota; Metazoa; Chordata; Aves; Galliformes; Phasianidae
Gene: FAM169A
Product: family with sequence similarity 169 member A
Source: RefSeq, a predicted model, not a curated record